Molecule: messenger RNA, 790 nt
Organism: Punica granatum (pomegranate)
Lineage: Eukaryota; Viridiplantae; Streptophyta; Magnoliopsida; Myrtales; Lythraceae
Source: RefSeq, a predicted model, not a curated record
UCGUUAGGGCUUCCUCUUAGCUAAAACCUUUCACCUCUGUAACUGCGAGAAGUAUCAGAGCUCAGCUCAGACGAGGUAGGAGGGAGAGAGGGAGGGAGCAUCGACGCAGCAGCAGCCAUGGCGACCACCAAAGUCCAGAAGAUUAUGACCCAGCCUAUUAAUCUCAUAUUCAGGUUUCUCCAAAGCAAAGCACGCAUACAGAUUUGGCUUUUCGAGCAGAAGGAUUUGAGGAUCGAAGGCCGUAUCAUUGGGUUCGAUGAGUACAUGAAUCUGGUUUUGGAUGAUGCUGAAGAAGUCAACAUUAAGAAGAAGACUAGAAAGUCACUAGGGAGGAUCUUGCUCAAAGGGGACAAUAUAACUUUGAUGAUGAACACGGGAAAAUGAUUCAAUGAGUUUUUUGGGUUGUGCUUAAUCUAGUGGAUUAAGCUUUCUGCUGAAGUCUCCUGUGUCGAACCCCCAGUGCAACUCCAGAAGUCCGUGUGGCAUCAACACCUACUUAGACAUGUAGCCAGAUAUGCUGCUUUUUGUCCAGUGUGCUUAUCCCUGUGAGAUCUGUAGUUUAAAAACCAUCAUGAUUUUCCAAGUGUCAUAGUUCAAUAUGCUUUUCUCUAGGACGAUUUUAAGUUUGGGGAUUGGUUAUGUCGUAGCCGAUAUUAUCAGUGCUUAUGCUCUUAACACACUGAGCUUCAGAACACCCCUUUGAAUAGCCCUAACUUUGGGGUGGGAUGAAAUUAUGCUGCAUCUGAUUCUUUUAGCUAACUUUGAUGAAAUUCGGCCAACGGGAGCCUUA